AGGUGCUUGGCGAGGCACUCAUGUCCUUGGCGGGCAUUUGAUUCACCGAGGAAACACUAGUUCAUCGGCAGCUUCCGGUUCUCGCUGAGGCGGCCUGAGCACAGACAUGAUGUGCCCCAACACGCUCCAACACGUUCCGUCUUUGCAACCUACUGCGUGCAUCGCAUCGCACCGCUUCUCUAACAGACUGACCACAGCCAGAGCAGCAUGUCUGACGACUUACAAUCUCCCGCUAAGGGCUCGGAGACAUCGCUGACACCAGCUGUCGAGUCCGGCCGGAAAACGCAGUCAUGCGCUGAGUGUCGACGCCGACGAAUCCGCUGCUCUGGGCGGGUGGUCCCUUGCAGUCAAUGCGUUUACUACCAAGUGACAGAUCGCUGCCAUUACCCUCCCAGGAGAACUCGCCAGGCCCCCUCCGCCAAGGCGUACGCAGAGCUAUCCACUGCACACGAAAUUGCUCAGGGGAUAUUGGACAGACUCUUCCCAGGCUACUCCCUCGAUCGCCUGCAGUCUCAGUCUCGUCAGCAGCUGAUAGAUCUACUGGACAAGCAAGCAACUCCACCGACAGUGCCACAUCAGCCGACUCCUGCAACGUGCGACUCACAAGCAACAAGUAUCCUAGAUCUCGAGCCAUCUCCAUAUGAGGAGUUCGCAUGGGAUGAGUCCUCCCACGGCAAGCUCCAGGAACUGCAGUGUGAGGAUGAUGUCAACGGCAUGUCUAGCCUUUUCGAAGCUGGUGGACAUUCCUAUCUAGGCAUCUCGUCAGUGCCAACAAUCCUGCGUGUCAUGUCUCACACCUGCCUUGAGCUCAGACAGGCCGUGGAGUGCACACGGUCGACAAGGAUGGCAGGCGUGCCACCGGUGGCUGUGGGCUCUUCCACAUUGCCGCCGACAUUUGAUGAAACGUUACUCAUCGAUGCAUACUUCCGCAACGUCCAUGCCAUUACGCCGAUGCUGGAUGAGAUUGGCUUUCGCCAAUGUCGCGCUCAGGGUGGAGGAGUAGGUAAAGCCCGUGGUCCGUGGCUGGCCCUUCUCAACAUGGUCCUCACACUGGGGUACCUGGCGCUCAACGACGAUGGGCAAGAUGGCCACGUCUUCUUCUACAAGAGAGCGUCAGAGUACCUUGACAUAUCGUGCUUUGCUGCAGGACAUCUGUACACGCUUCAAGCCUUGAUCUUGUUUGGAGGGUACUACCUGCAUUAUCUGAAUAAGCCAAACAUGGCGAGCGCUGUCAUGGGUGCUGCUCACCGCAUGGCCUUGGCCAUGGGUCUCCAUAGGCUGCCACAGACAAGAAGCGUCGCUACAGAGGAUCACCUGGCAAUGGAAAGCCGGACGCGAACCUGGUGGUGUUUGUUCUUGUGACGUUCGG
Emericellopsis atlantica is the source of this 1369-nucleotide messenger RNA. RefSeq lists its product as uncharacterized. Gene Ontology annotation, cellular component: nucleus. Gene Ontology annotation, molecular function: RNA polymerase II cis-regulatory region sequence-specific DNA binding; DNA-binding transcription factor activity, RNA polymerase II-specific; zinc ion binding. NCBI's taxonomy places the organism in Eukaryota, Fungi, Ascomycota, Sordariomycetes, Hypocreales, Bionectriaceae. Gene Ontology annotation, biological process: positive regulation of transcription from RNA polymerase II promoter by galactose; DNA-templated transcription. The record is from RefSeq and is a predicted model, not a curated record. The coding region runs from base 208 to 1362 and encodes 384 amino acids. The transcript has 2 exons.